This is a messenger RNA of Anopheles marshallii, 5043 nucleotides long. RefSeq names its product phospholipid-transporting ATPase ABCA3-like. Gene Ontology annotation, biological process: transmembrane transport; lipid transport. NCBI's taxonomy places the organism in Eukaryota, Metazoa, Arthropoda, Insecta, Diptera, Culicidae. The record is from RefSeq and is a predicted model, not a curated record. Bases 1 to 5043 code for a protein of 1680 amino acids. Gene Ontology annotation, cellular component: membrane; intracellular membrane-bounded organelle. Gene Ontology annotation, molecular function: ABC-type transporter activity; ATP binding; ATP hydrolysis activity. The transcript is spliced from 7 exons.
AUGGCUAUUCUAACCGCACAAUCGACAAGCACGACAGCGGCCACAACGCUCACACAACCAACCGGAACAUCUGGCUGGGCAAAGUUUUCGUUGCUCCUAUGGAAAAACUUCCUACUACAUUGGAGAAGUAAAAUUUCCAGCAUGGUCGAGAUCUUCAUUCCCCCGUUGUUCAUGCUGCUAAUGGUGGGACUGCGCAGUUUGACUGAAAUCGAACACGUUCCGCACGUUUCAGUGUAUCAGCCGUUGGAUGUCGCCAAUUUUAGCGCUAUCAGGAGAAAUUUAGUUGUUCCUUUCCAAGAGACUAUCGCAUACUCACCCAAUGGUCCUGCAUUGCGCACUCUUAUGGGCCCAAUUGGUGAAUGGAUGAACCUGGAGGUACAUGGACUACCGAAUGGGUCAGCAUUGCAGAACUUCCUACUCGGCACGAAUGCCUUCGCAGGUAUCGAGUUCGACAUUCGUCUCAAUGCAACAAGUACACUACCUCAGCGGCUAAACUACCGGUUGCGGUUUCCCGGUGAACAACGCGCUCAAUUCACGGUUGGUCAUAGCUGGCAGACAGAUCGUCGCUGGGGCUCGCGACCUGACGGUGGGGCCCGGUUUGCUGAGGACAGCGAUGGAGGACCAUCACCUGGUUAUUUUCGGGAAGGAUUUCUUACAUUGCAGCACUACAUCUUUAAAGCGUUUUUGGAACUGGUUAAAACAAUUCCGGACCCGGUUCCGGACGUAUAUAUGCAGCGUUUCCCUUAUCCACCGUUUCGGGAAGAUAGCUUUCCUUCCAGCCUGACCACUUUCCUGCCGAUUUCCGUAAUGUUGGCAUUCAUUUACCCAUGUAUUAGCAUCGUUAAGAACAUUCUGUUCGAGAAGGAGAAACAAAUCAAAGAAGCUAUGAAGAUUAUGGGCCUGCAGAACUGGGUACUUUGGAGUUCCUGGUUCGUGAAAUGUUUUAUAUUUACGCAAAUUUCGAUCGUUUUGGUGGUACUGUUCUUGAAGGUGCCCUGGUACUCGACCCCGAACGUGUCCGUGCUGACCUAUUCCGAUUGGAGUGUCAUCUGGUUGAUUUUUUUUGUGUACGGCAUUGCAAUCAUUACGUUUUCCUUCAUGCUGAGCACACUGUUUUCUAAGGCUAACUCUGGGGGAGCUGUUGCGGCGAUCAUAUGGUUCUUAGCGUUCGCGCCGUACAUCAUCAUGGUGCAGGACUAUCGGAAUCUGAACGCCUCUCAGAAGCUUGGCUCAGCGUUACUUCUUAACUCGGCAAUAGGGUUUGCGAUGCGACUAGUUGGAGUGUACGAGGGCACAACGCAGGGUGUACAGUGGUCGACACUAUUUCAUGAUAGCGAUGUUGAUGACAUCAACAUCGGGCAAAUGCUGCUAAUGUUACUCGGUGACGCUGCCAUCUACAUGCUGAUUGCUCUCUACAUCGAGCAGGUGUUUCCAGGGGAUUUUGGAUUGGCGCAACCGUGGUAUUUCUUCGUUACGAAACGGUUCUGGUGCGGCGAACGACUCUCUUCUGAUGAGCCAAGAGGUCAAAAUGCGAUCAAUAAAAUGGAUGAUAAUAUCGAAGCUGAACCGAAAGGUCGCAUUCCGCGGAUUCAGAUUCGAGAACUUCGGAAAGUAUACUCCAACAGAAAAAUUGCCGUCGAGGGACUCACGUUCAACAUGUUUGAAGGACAAAUCACGGCACUGCUUGGGCAUAAUGGUGCCGGUAAGACCACCACCAUGUCGAUGCUGACCGGUAUGAAACGCCCCAGUUCCGGCACUGCCAUCAUUUGGGGUCACGAUAUAAGAACGGAGAUGAAAUCGGUCCGUUUAUCGCUGGGGUACUGUCCACAGCACAAUAUCCUCUUCGAUGGGUUAACGGUGCGUGAACAUCUUUACUUUUACGGGCGUUUGAAAGGGCUUUCAAAGCUACAAGCCCAGUAUGAGAUCGAUCGAUACAUCAAAGCACUUGAGCUGGUAGACAAAGCGAACGUUCGCUCGUCCAGUCUGUCCGGUGGUAUGAAGCGUAAGCUUUGCGUCGGAAUAGCGCUGUGUGCCGGAUCUCGGGUAGUACUCUGUGACGAGCCUACAUCAGGAAUGGAUCCGGCGGCACGAAGAGCCUUAUGGGAUUUACUAAUCGCUGAGAAAACGCGCCGUACCAUGAUACUGUCGACACACUUCAUGGAUGAGGCGGACAUGCUAGGUGAUCGUAUUGCGAUUAUGGCGGACGGUAAACUGAAAGCGGUUGGAUCAUCGUUUUUUUUGAAGAAAAAGUAUGGUGUAGGUUACCGGUUGAUCUGCGUGAAAAGGGCGGAAUGUGAUGUGGAACAGGUGACGGUUGUACUACGUAAACACAUUCCCUCCAUACAGGUGGAAUCAAAUGUAGGAUCGGAGCUGUCCUAUCUGCUCCAAGAGGAACACUCGCGAGGGUUCCAGACAUUGCUAGAAGAUUUGGAAAAGCAUGGCGAUGAGUUGAAGAUCUGUGAUUUUGGUAUUUCACUUACUACCCUCGAGGAAGUGUUCAUGAAGGUUGGUUCUGACUCAACAGAGUCGUCGCAGGUAAAUGCAGAAGGAAGUUUGCACAGUUUGCAUUCCUACAGUACCGGGACAGACAUAGAGUCACGCACGACGAUCGAUGAUUACGAACUACUGGAGGGAUCGCAGUUGUUCUUCUAUCAAAUAUGGGCAUUAUUUCUGAAAAAGAUCUACCAGACCUAUCGAAAUUGGUUCUUGCUGGUGGUGCAGGUGCUGAUUCCGGUACUGUUCGUAGCAGUAACAAUUGCGGUCGUUCGAAACUGGGGGGGAUCCGGAGAUAUGCCACCUCGGGCAAUAGGAAUACGUUUUUAUAAUCCAUCCGUAACGCUGAUACAGAUGGAGCCGGAGAAUCAGAUUAGUACGCUCAAGAAAAGGAUUCUAGAAAACUACUUGCAGCUCUUUCGCAGUAUACCAAGCAUUCCGUUACGCGGUAUAGAGUGGAUGGAAGAUGUGUUUUUGCAAUUUGCUGAUGCGAAUCUAAUGCUGGUAAAUCGCCAGUUUAUUGUUGGAGCUGGUAUCUUGAACGACAACUUGACCGCUUGGUUCAACAAUGAGGCGCUUCAUUCGCCUCCUGCCGCUUUACAAAUGAUGCACAAUGCACUGCUGGUGACGUUUACCAAGUCGCGACAAUACAAUAUUUCUCUGACGAACUUCCCACUGCCCUAUACCGAUGAGACGAGACUCCAAUUGAUGCGCACCUUCAACAAUCUAGGUUUCCAGCUGGCAUACUACACCGGCUUCGCAAUGUCGUUCGUUGUCGGAUUUUACGUUAUCUUUUACAUUCGCGAGCGUGUCACGAAAGCCAAGCUGCUUCAGCUCGUAAGCGGAGUGAACCGAAUUUCUUACUGGUUUACGGGCUUCAUUUGGGACUAUCUAACAUACGCGUUCGUGUGUAUCUUCAUCAUCAUAACCGUGGCCAUUUUUCAGGAGCCCGGAUUUAGCACUGGUGGUGAAGUGUUUCGUCUCUAUUCAGUGUUCCUGUUCGUUGGAGUUCCUGCUCUGCCCCUGACGUACAUCGUGACGUUAUACUACAAUGUGGCCCCUGCCGCCUUUAUUAGAAUCAGUGUGGCAUACAUCGUCACAGGAACGGCACUGUUCAUUUUCGUGUAUCUACUCGGAACAGAUAUGUUCGAGUUGGAUGAACUGUCUGAGGUCCUGUCGAACGUGUUUCUAAUCUUUCCACACUUUGCCCUGUGCGACGCGAUCGUGAAUCUGAGCCACAUGUCCGUUACGAUCGACACAUGCGAUGCAGUGCGACCACCGGGUGUAACUCCGUUACCAAUCUGCGAGGAUGGAUUACAAUACUACCAAUGGGAACGUCCCGGAAUUGGAAGACAUCUUCUCUAUUGUCUUAUUAUGACACUUGUGUACUUCCUGGUAUUGUUUGUGCUCGAUUUCAAGGUACUGAAGCUGAUCGUCCAGAAAGUACGCGAAUGGUACCAUCGCAAGAACUAUACAACGAAAACCGAUUCGGAUACGGUUGAGAUCGAUUCUGACGUGCGGAGAGAGAAUGAACGGAUAGCCUCUAUGUCAAUUGAGGAACGAUCACGCACCAACUUAGUAGCGCAUGAGAUGACAAAGUAUUAUAAUCGAUUCCUUGCUGUUAACCAACUGAGUGUGGGCAUAAACAGCUCAGAAUGCUUCGGAUUACUUGGUGCAAAUGGAGCCGGCAAGACGACUACCUUUAAGAUGCUAUCCGGCGAUGAAACGAUCUCGUUUGGUGACGCCUGGAUUAAGGGUCACAGUUUGAAGAGUGAGCUGAAGAAAGUUCACCAACAUAUAGGUUACUGUCCACAGUUUGAUGCAUUGAUCGACGAUCUUACCGGACGGGAAACUUUGAAACUGUUCUCACUGUUGCGCGGAGUGCCUAGGCUGCACAUACCGUGCGUGACCAUGUACCUUGCGCUUGAGUUUGGUUUCGAAAAGCAUUUGGACAAGCAGAUAAAGGCAUACAGCGGGGGCAAUAAACGCAAGCUAAGCACUGCUCUUGCCAUGCUCGGGAACCCGUCGGUGGUGUACCUGGAUGAACCGACCUCCGGAAUGGACCCGGGAGCGAAACGUAACCUCUGGAACGGUGUUUGUCGAGCACGUGACAGCGGCAAAACAAUCGUACUUACCUCGCAUAGCAUGGAAGAGUGUGAGGCACUCUGCACCCGGUUGGCCAUCAUGGUGAAUGGCGAGUUCAAAUGCAUCGGUUCGACGCAACACUUGAAGAAUAAGUUCUCACAAGGCUUUGUGCUGACUAUCAAAGCAAAGCGUGCGGACAGUGGAGGAAAAGUAAAAGAAAGCGAUACGCUCGAUCUACAGAACAUUAAGGAUCACAUUGUCAUACAGUUUCCGGAUUCGCAUCUCAAGGAGGAAUAUCAGGAUCUGCUGACGUACUACAUCCGCUCCAAUAGUAUGAAAUGGUCCCAGAUAUUUGGUGUGAUGGAACGAGCAAAACAACAACUAAAUAUAGAGGACUACUCGAUCGGACAAACAAGCCUGGAGCAGGUGUUCUUAGCUUUUACCAAGUACCAAAGAGAGGAUUAA